UAUCCUGCCUUCAUCACUCCAUCACCAUUUCACUAUAAUCAUAAAUUUUGUUUUUCUCUCUCUUUUUUUUCCCUUGCAAAAAUGACUAAAGACGUAGUAGCGGAACAAGGUUCAUUUUCCGCCAAGGACUACCAUGACCCACCACCGGCGCCGUUAAUUGACCCGGCGGAGCUGACCAAAUGGUCAUUUUACAGAGCUAUCAUUGCUGAGUUCAUUGCAACACUUUUGUUUCUUUAUAUAACUGUUUUAACUGUGAUUGGCUACAAGAGCACAACUGACCCUGCCUUGGCCGCUGACCAAUGCGGCGGUGUUGGUAUUCUUGGUAUUGCUUGGGCUUUUGGUGGCAUGAUCUUUGUUCUUGUUUACUGCACCGCCGGUAUCUCUGGAGGACACAUUAACCCAGCAGUGACGUUCGGACUAUUUUUGGCUCGAAAAGUGUCAUUGAUAAGAGCAUUUAUGUACAUGGUGGCUCAGUGUUUAGGAGCCAUAUGUGGUGUGGGUUUGGUCAAGGCUUUAAACAAAGGUCUAUACAAUAAGUACGGCGGAGGAGCCAACACACUUGCCGACGGCUACAAUAAAGGCACCGGCCUUGGUGCGGAAAUCAUCGGCACUUUUGUUCUCGUUUACACCGUUUUCUCGGCCACCGAUCCCAAAAGAAGUGCUCGUGACUCCCAUGUUCCCGUUUUGGCACCACUACCUAUUGGGUUUGCCGUAUUUAUGGUUCACCUUGCAACUAUUCCGAUCACCGGAACCGGUAUUAACCCGGCUAGGAGUCUUGGAGCUGCAGUUAUUUACAACAAGGACAAAGCGUGGGAUGAUCAGUGGAUAUUCUGGGUGGGACCCUUCAUUGGGGCAGCAAUUGCAGCUUUCUAUCACCAAUUCAUAUUGAGAGCAGGUGCAGUCAAGGCUCUUGGAUCAUUCAGAAGCAGUACUCAUGUUUGAGAUUUUGCUUUAAAUUAUUGUUAUUGUUGUAUUUUUCUUUCAAUCCCAAAAUUUGAAAAUUGAAAUAAUAUUUAUGGUUGAUUUGAA
Messenger RNA from Erigeron canadensis, 1029 nucleotides. RefSeq names its product probable aquaporin PIP2-5. The transcript is spliced from 4 exons. Lineage: Eukaryota; Viridiplantae; Streptophyta; Magnoliopsida; Asterales; Asteraceae. Gene Ontology annotation, cellular component: plasma membrane. The coding region runs from base 82 to 942 and encodes 286 amino acids. Gene Ontology annotation, biological process: transmembrane transport. The record is from RefSeq and is a predicted model, not a curated record. Gene Ontology annotation, molecular function: water channel activity.